AGACUGCGACCACACUGUAACGUAAACCUUCUCUUCAAAAACGACGAUGACUUCCCGUUUUCUGCUAAAACCUCUGAGAUUCAGUUCGCGUUUAAACGCCGUUAACCUAAGAAGUUACCGUGUAUCAGAGAUGAACUCUUCCGGUAGGGUUUCGAGUAACGGUGGCGGCGGCGAAGUUCGCUUCCCGUUAUCUGCGUCGAACGCUUUGAUCAUUCAGAAAGGUGAUAUCACGAAAUGGUCCAUCGAUGGUUCCACUGACGCAAUCGUGAAUCCUGCAAAUGAGAGAAUGCUUGGAGGUGGUGGUGCUGAUGGAGCUAUACACAGGGCUGCAGGUCCAGAUCUUCUUAGAGCAUGUCGGAAUGUUCCAGAAGUCAGGCCCGGAGUUCGCUGCCCCGCGGGGGAAGCAAGGAUCACACCAGGUUUCUUGCUACCUGCCUCUCACGUUAUUCAUACUGUUGGCCCAAUCUACGAUGUUGAUAGUAAUCCUGCUGCCUCUCUGGCAAGUGCUUACAGGAAUAGUUUGAGGGUUGCAAAAGAGAACAACAUUCAGUAUGUAGCAUUCCCAGCCAUAUCAUGUGGUAUCUAUGGAUACCCUUAUGAAGAAGCUGCUACUGUAGCAAUUUCUACCAUCAAAGAGUUCCAAAAUGACUUUAAGGAGGUCCACUUUGUUCUAUUCGAGUCUGAUAUUUAUGGCAUUUGGUUAAAUAAGUCGGAUGAAUUGCUGAAAGAUUAGUGACCUCUUGGAAAUCAAUCCACAGAAUUGAAGACUUGAGUCAUUUUGACUCGUUCAAGAAAUUAAUUAUAACAUUUUAGAUGGUUCUUUUGUAGGGAAAGGAUGUAAACUUAAUUGCACCGUAAUUGAUGUCAUGAUCUUUCUCUUGAUUAUCAUUUGCUAUAUUAUUCUAUAGAUAUGAGACUGGAAUUGCAAAUGAGAUUUAUCUAUAACUUAUAUGAAAUUUUGGGGAGUUUUUCUAGUGACUCCACAAUUAAACUUGA
Lathyrus oleraceus (garden pea) is the source of this 996-nucleotide messenger RNA. RefSeq lists its product as uncharacterized. The coding region runs from base 47 to 733 and encodes 228 amino acids. Lineage: Eukaryota; Viridiplantae; Streptophyta; Magnoliopsida; Fabales; Fabaceae. The record is from RefSeq and is a predicted model, not a curated record. The transcript is spliced from 7 exons.